UGCUAUUUUCCUGGGACUGCCAUUUUCCUAGGACUGCUAUUUUCCUGGGACUGCCAUUUUCCUGGGACUGCUAUUUUCCUAGGACUGCUAUCUUCCUGGGACUGCUAUUUUCCUGGGACUGCUAUCUUCCUAGGACUGCCAUUUUCCUGGGACUGCUAUUUUCCUAGGACUGCUAUCUUCCUAGGACUGCCAUUUUCCUGGGACUGCCAUCUUCCUAGGACUGCUAUUUUCCUAGGACUGCUAUUUUCCUAG
Zymoseptoria tritici IPO323 is the source of this 252-nucleotide messenger RNA. RefSeq lists its product as uncharacterized. The record is from RefSeq and is a predicted model, not a curated record. The transcript has a single exon. The annotation marks the transcript as partial. Lineage: Eukaryota; Fungi; Ascomycota; Dothideomycetes; Mycosphaerellales; Mycosphaerellaceae.